AUGGCGCCCUCUCCGACCGCGUCUGAGCGGAUAGAGGAAGCUCGGGCUUUUGCGAAGAAGGACGCCGCCAAAGCAGAGAACUUGUACAAAGAGGUUCUGGCUCAGGGUCCUGGAUCGACAGAGACAUCGUCGCGGGACUAUGAGGCUGCUUUGAUUGGGCUGGGGGAGCUGUAUCGGGAUGGGAGGAAACCACAAGAGAUCGCGGAGCUGAUCAAGACCAGCCGUGACACGUUUUCAUCGUUUGCCAAGGCGAAGACAGCUAAGCUGGUCCGUCAGUUGCUCGACUUGUUCAGUGAGAUCCCGAAUACCCUCGAUAUCCAAGUCUCCGUCAUCAAAGCAUGCGUCGACUGGGCCGUUGCAGAACGACGAUCUUUUCUCCGACAGAAUCUCGAAACACGGCUGGUGGCCAUUUACAUGCAAAAGCAGUCCUAUUACGAUGCCCUCACCUUAAUCAACUCGCUGCUCCGGGAGCUCAAGCGCUUGGAUGACAAGCUGAUGCUGGUGGAGGUGCAGCUGCUGGAAUCGCGGGUCUACCAUGCUCUUGGCAACCAGGCUAAAGCUCGUGCCGCGCUGACGGCUGCUCGUACCUCUGCAGCAUCCGUCUACACCCCGCCUAACCUCCAGGCAGGGCUGGACAUGCAGAGUGGCAUGUUGCACGCGGAGGAUAAGGAUUUCAACACCGCCUUCUCGUACUUCAUCGAAGCGCUUGAGGGAUACAGCUCUCUCGAUGAGAGUGAGAAGGCAACGGCAGCUCUCCAGUACAUGCUACUGUGCAAGAUCAUGCUGAACUUGGUGGACGACGUGACCCAUCUGCUGGGCUCGAAGCAGGCUCUGAAAUACGCCAGUCCGCGACUCGAGGCCAUGAAGGCUGUGGCACGGGCUCACUCCAACCGGUCUCUGGAGGAGUACGAGAAAGCUCUGUCGGAUUACCGCUAUGAACUCGGAAGUGACGUCUUCAUCCGCAACCAUCUCCGACGCUUGUACGAUGCUAUGCUGGAACAGAACCUGAUCAAGGUCAUCGAGCCCUUCAGCAGAGUUGAGCUGGACCACAUUGCCAAGAUGGUCGGGCUGGACACCCAGCAGGUGGAACGGAAGCUGUCCCAGAUGAUCUUGGACAAGGUGAUCAUUGGUGUCUUGGACCAAGGCGCUGGGUGUCUGAUUGUCUACGAUGAGACGGAGCGGGACCAGGCGUACGAUGCGGCACUCGAAACAAUCGAAAAGCUCAGCAAUGUGGUCGAAGGAUUGUACACUAACCAAGCAUCGCUCCUGGAGCCGAAUUAUGGCCGUGGCUACGUCCAGCCAACCCAGCGCUCUCCUGCCACACCUCGACGCGGGCCUCCAGGAGCAGUGCCACAGAUGCCUGUCCCAAUGGCGCAGCACCCUGCCGUGAAUGCUCAGUACAUGGCCGCUCAGCGCAACAUGCCGCACCCCAACGACGCCGCGCUACGUCGCAGUCGCAAACCGACGGACAGGAACAUGCCGGAAGGGCUCGAGGACCUGAUCAUAGGAGAUGGAGUUCAGCAAUACAAGAGCCUACGCGAUCUUGAAAAGCGACUGGAUGCCGCCAUCGUCCGGAAGAGACUAGACAUCCAAGAUUCGAUGAGCAAAUCUGUGAAGAAGUUCCGCACGCUUCGUGUCUGGGUCACCAAUACUGUUGAGAGUCAGCCGUGGCAGAAUGCGGGGGAACAGAACGGAAACUUCCCCGGUUCGAACCCAGGCUCUGGCCGAUUUAAAGUGAAAAUCGAGGGCCGAUUACUCGACGAUGCCAGCGAUCCGACCACUCCUGACGAUAGCGACGAUGAGGGAGAAGCAACGGGGCAGGAAGGAUCGAAUGGGGGAGACGCUGCCAAGGCAGCAUCAAAGCCGGCGAACCAACGUCUUUCGCACUUCUUCAAAACCAUCACGGUGGACUUCGACCGACCUUCAUCGACGAAACCUGAGGAGGUCAAACCGAUCACCUGGACCAAGCCGCAGCUGCCGCCCAACGCGCCAUCGUUGCCCCCCACGGCCGACUUUGACUGUCUCCAGUUUUCCAGAGCUUCCCAGGAGAACUUAAACAUCACCAUCAGCCUGGUCCGGGAUGAGGCGCCUGAGCGAUACAAGCUCAGCAAGGAGCUUGCAGACAUUCUUGAUACAGAAGAAGAGACCCGCAGCGGUAUCGUGCUGGGCAUCUGGGACUACAUUCGUGCUAUGGACCUCCAGGAGGAUGAGGAGAAGCGGCAAGUGCGCUGUGAUUACCGAUUGCAAAAGAUAUUCGGUAGAGAACAGAUGUUCUUCCCCCAUAUUCCAGAAAGCGUCGGCCCUCACACCAGCCCACUGGACCCCAUCAAGCUUCCGUACACCAUCCGCGUUGAUGAAGACUUCCACAAGGACCCGACGCCCACCAUCUACGAUAUUCAAGUCGCAGUAGAAGACCCUCUGCGCGCCAAGAUGGCGGCCUUGACCCAAGACCCGCAAUACGCGACCUCUCUGCGCCAGAUCACUGCCCUUGACGACCAACUGGCUCUAAUUGUUCAGGCCCUGACGCACUCGCGCGCAAGACACUCCUUCUACACUGCUUUGAGCAAGGAUCCUGUCACGUUCCUGCGUCGUUGGCUGAACUCUCAGCGGCGGGAUCUCGAAACCAUUCUCGGUGAGGCGACCCGUGGCGGCGGUGAAGAUGGCAGUGGGCCGGAAUUCAGACGCGGUGGCUCUGAGGGUGUCUGGGAUACCCCGGUGGCGAGAGAAGCUGUACGAUAUAUGCUGGCGAAGCCGGAGGCCGCUGCUGCAAGGUAG
This is a messenger RNA of Penicilliopsis zonata CBS 506.65, 2775 nucleotides long. RefSeq lists its product as hypothetical. The transcript has 6 exons. Gene Ontology annotation, biological process: ubiquitin-dependent protein catabolic process. Gene Ontology annotation, molecular function: protein binding; structural molecule activity. The record is from RefSeq and is a predicted model, not a curated record. Lineage: Eukaryota; Fungi; Ascomycota; Eurotiomycetes; Eurotiales; Aspergillaceae. Bases 1 to 2775 code for a protein of 924 amino acids. Gene Ontology annotation, cellular component: proteasome regulatory particle, lid subcomplex.